Oryza brachyantha (malo sina) is the source of this 1536-nucleotide messenger RNA. Its product is annotated as tRNA-dihydrouridine(16/17) synthase [NAD(P)(+)]-like. Lineage: Eukaryota; Viridiplantae; Streptophyta; Magnoliopsida; Poales; Poaceae. Gene Ontology annotation, molecular function: flavin adenine dinucleotide binding; tRNA dihydrouridine synthase activity. The transcript is spliced from 3 exons. The coding region runs from base 1 to 1266 and encodes 421 amino acids. Gene Ontology annotation, biological process: tRNA processing. The record is from RefSeq and is a predicted model, not a curated record.
AUGCGAUUCGCUCCCUUCCUCCCGAACCCGCGCCGCCGUUGCCGCCUCCUCCUCCUCACCCUAAACCCUAGCUUCCUCGCCAUGCCGCCGGCCGCCGCCCACCUCGCCACCGCCUCCGACCCCGACGAGGACCUCUGCUCGGGCGGCGCAGCCGCGGAGGAGGCCGCCCCGCCCUCGCCCUCGCCCGUCCCUCCGCCGCCGGUGUCCGCGGAGGAGAGGGUGGAGCGCGCGUGGGCGCACUGGAGGCGGCUGGGGUCCCCGAAGUUGGUGGUGGCGCCCAUGGUGGACAACUCGGAGCUCCCCUUCCGCAUGCUGUGCCGCCGCUACGGGGCUACCGCGGCGUACACGCCCAUGCUCCACUCCCGCAUCUUCUCCGAGAACGAGAAGCACAGGUCCAUGGAGUUCACCACAUGCAAGGAGGACCGCCCACUUUUCGUUCAAUUUUGUGCAAAUGAUCCCGACAUUUUGUUACAAGCAGCAAAAAUUGUGGAACCAUACUGUGACUAUGUUGAUAUCAAUUUUGGAUGCCCACAGCGCAUUGCUAGAAGGGGGAACUAUGGGGCGUUUCUUAUGGACAACCUUCCUCUUGUAAAAUCUCUUGUACAGAAUCUAUCAGCAAACCUCUAUGUUCCAGUCUCCUGUAAAAUCCGUAUAUUCCCACGACUGGAGGAUACACUAGCCUAUGCAAAGAUGCUUGAAGAAGCUGGUGCUUCUCUGGUAGCUGUGCAUGGACGGACUAGAGAUGAAAAGGAUGGGAAGAAAUUUCGAGCUGACUGGGAUGCCAUUAAAGCUGUCAAAGAUGCACUUAGGAUACCUGUACUAGCAAAUGGAAACAUUCGCCAUUUGGAUGAUGUGAAGGAUUGCCUGGAACACACCGGUGCUGAUGGUGUGCUUUCAGCUGAAACUCUUCUAGAAAAUCCAGCAUUGUUUGCUGGUUUCCGGACAAAGGAGUGGAAAGAAGAUGGUGAUGAAGAUGAAGUUAGUGGCUUAGACCAGGCUGAUUUAGUCAUUGAGUAUUUGAAACUGUGUGAGCAGUACCCUGUUCCAUGGAGAAUGGUUCGAUCCCAUGUCCACAAGAUGCUGGGGGACUGGUUUAAGGUGCAUCCAGAAGUUAGGGAGGAACUUAAUAAGCAGUCCAAGCUCACUUUCGAGUGGUUACAUGAUAUGGUAAAGAGGCUGAAGGAUCUUGGUGGAGGAAUACCACUUUACAGAAACAAGGAUGCUCUACAGACCACAUCCAACGGGCUAGCAGCAAGCAACGCCUGAUCAUCACCUUCCAAUUUUGAUCAUUCAACCAUUCAACCAAUAGCUUACCAAUUUAUUAACCAAAGCUUGUGCUCCAAAGCAUUUGGUUUCAACUUACAUUAGUAUACGUCAAAACAUUGUUGUUGUAGUGGGGAACAACCCUUCCUUCUAAAAAAAAGAAGUUUGGUGUAUGGAAGAAGAGUUCUGAGUAAGCAAUUUUGCCUGUUGCUCAAUUGGCAUGUUUUGAGAAACUACUAUGAUCACCUUAUUGCCUGUAACACCUGAUGUAUA